AUGCCACGGACCGGCAACGGACACCUCGAAGGCGACGCACGCGUAACCGAGGAGACAGUCGCCAGGAGCGAAGACACCUUUGGGCACUUGAAUCAGCACCCUCAGCCCAAUGCGCAGACGUCGUACAGGGUUGCGGUCAGCCACGACAAGAACGAGCAGUGCAGGCGGACGAACGAAGACGCACACGCGUUCGUGUAUGACUUUGCCGGGUUGAGGGGUCAGGGAUACUUUGCGGUCUUUGACGGCCAUGCAGGCAAGAAGGCGGCAGAGUACUGCGGUCUGCACUUCCACGAGCACCUCCUCGACAACCUGCGCAAGUCGCCCUCUACUCCGAUCCCCCACCUCUUGAACGCGACCUUCCACGCCGUCGACACCCAACUCUCCGCCCUCUCAGCCGCAGAAGGGUCGCACUCAGGCUGCACAGCCGUCACUUGUCUCCUCCGGCUCGAGGACGAGGAGGGGAACCCGGUUGGAGAGGGGUCGGGAGUCGCGCCGCAUGUGGUGGGCGGGACGAAGGGCAAGUUGGAGGGACAUGCGGGUGAGGCGGCGAAGGCGGCGGAGGCGGUGGGGAUUGAUCCCACGGAGGGCAAGCCUGGGUCGGGCGAGGGACAGCACCCGAAUGGCUCAGGCGGCGAGUCGACCGGCCUGAAGGGCAAGUUGAAGAGCGUUCUCAGCGGCGGUUCGAAGCUCUCGCCUUUCUCGAGCGGCACGACAACCCCGACGUACGAGGGCGAGAAGCAGAUCAGCGGGCCGGCGGAGGUCGUCAACGCGGCGAAGCGGACGCUGUACACGGCGAAUGUGGGAGACGCGAGGGCGGUUCUUUCCCGCGGCGGUCGCGCCAUUCGACUCACCUACGACCACAAAGCGGCCGACUCGAAAGAAGCCGAGCGAAUCGAGGCCGCCGGAGGCUACGUGAUGAACUCGCGCGUGAACGGCUACCUCGCCGUCACACGCUCGCUCGGAGACUCGCAGAUGAAGCAGUUUGUCGUCGGCUCGCCGUACACGACCGAGACGACGUUGCGCGAUGAGGACGACUUUUUGAUCGUCGCUUGCGAUGGGCUCUGGGACGUCUGCUCGGACCAGCAGGCCGUCGACCUCAUUCAGGGCUGCAAGGACCCGCAGGAGGCGAGCGACAAGCUCCUCCAGUACGCUCUUACGCACCGCACGACCGACAACUUGACCGUUAUGGUUGUUCUCCUCAAAUGA
Molecule: messenger RNA, 1206 nt
Organism: Rhodotorula toruloides NP11
Lineage: Eukaryota; Fungi; Basidiomycota; Microbotryomycetes; Sporidiobolales; Sporidiobolaceae
Product: protein phosphatase 2c
Exons: 8
Coding region: 1-1206 (401 amino acids)
Biological process (GO): protein dephosphorylation
Molecular function (GO): protein serine/threonine phosphatase activity; cation binding
Source: RefSeq, a predicted model, not a curated record